AUGCUGAGGUAUACACAGGACGAACGGACACGGUUUGUGGGGAAAUUCCACCCUCCAAGAUCAUAUAAAUUCCAUGUAGAUCCACAAAAAACUCUAUGUAUUGAAUUCAAAGACUCAUUUAAUACUCAAAUUACAAGAAUGUUUAAUAGAUUCAGUUCUAGGCGUUCUGUCGUCUAUUCUUGCAAAGGAAUGGUCGCCUCAUCGCAGCCUUUAGCCAAUGCAGCAGGAAUUCGAAUUUUGGAAAAGGGAGGAAAUUGUGUGGAUGCAGCGGUUGCUGUAUCCGCUGCCUUGUGCGUAACAGAACCUCCAUCUACCGGAGUCGGUGGUGAUUGUUUUGUUCUCUUUUAUGAUGGUGAGACCAAAGAGGUGCACGGAAUUAACGGAAGUGGCAAGGCACCUGCUGAUCUCUCGAUUGAAGUUGUUCGUGAAAAAGAAACUGAAAUCAUAGGUCCAAGAUUACCGCUCCGCAACGUGCAUUCAGUCACAGUCCCAGGUGCUAUCGCUGGUUGGCUUGAUGCUAUCGAAAAAUGGGGCUCAAAAGCCGUCAGCUUAGAAGAAAUUUUCGCUCCUGCCAUUAGUUUGGCUGAAAAUGGGUUUGCUGUCGCUGAAGUAUCAGCUCAAAUAUGGAGAGAUGCACUGAAUGAUUUAAUAAGGAUGAGUGGUGACAACGCAAAAACAUUCUUGAAUGAGGACGGUUCAUUUUGUGAAGAAGGCCAAAUCUUCCGCAACCCAAAACUCGCAAGCCUUUUUCGUAAAGUUUCAUUGGAAGGUAAGGAUGGAUUUUAUAGAGGAGAUGUUGCUGAGAAAAUAGUUGAGAAGAUUCGAGACUUAGGUGGAGUGAUGCAGCUCAGUGAUCUCGCCAACCAUACAUCAAAGUUUGUUGACCCUAUCAAGUUGAGCUUCAUGGGAAAGCUGAUCUGGGAGAUUCCCCCAAAUGGCCAAGGCAUUGUCGCAUUAUUUGCUUUGGGAUACAUCAGAGAGUUGGCGGAUCAGAGGAAAAUAGAUCUUGAGUCUCUCGAGCACAAUCUGGCCGAAUAUUUACACCUUUUGAUUGAAGCGUUAAAGUUGGCAUUCUACGAUUCCGAGCACUUUGUGGCAGACCUUGACUUUCAUAAGGACAUAGACUUGGAGAAAGCAAUAUCUAAGGGAUUCAUUGAAGAACGCUCGAGGCUUAUUGAUAUGAAGAAAGUCUUAACAAGAGAAGAUGUGGACAUUGUUCCAAAUCCUAUGUAUCAGUGUGAUACUGUUUACUUCACAGUCACAGAUCAAGAUGGAAAUGCUUGCUCUUUUAUUAAUUCCGUUUUCUCUCCUUUUGGAUCGUGUAUAAUCCCCGAUGAUUAUGGAUUUGCCUUGCAAAGCCGUGGAGCAAACUUCAAUUUAAGUCACAAGGCGAUUAAUUGCCUCGAAGGAGGUAAGAGACCAUAUCACACUAUCAUACCUUCUCUCAUCACUGAUGACAGCACUGGGGAGCUAUAUGCAUCUGUCGCUUGUAUGGGCGGAUGGGAACAACCACAAGCCCAUGUUCAAAUAUUUCUCAAUCUAGUUUUGUUUGGAUUCUCACCACAGGAGGCACUUGAUGCACCUAGAUUUUGCCUCGAGCCGGAUGAGUCAGGGAGACAUUUAGAUGUUGGCAAAGGGUCUUUUGGGCCAGUCUCAACUCCUGCAACAUUGGUUCGCUUAGAAGAAGGAAUAACUUCCGAGGUCUUCGAAACGUUGCGCCUAAUGGGUCACGAAGUGAACAUGGUAACAGGGCAUGCUCGCGAAGUCUUUGGAAGAGCACAAUGCAUAAAAAAUAUCGUUAGACAAGGAAAGCGAGCAUGGGCAGGUGGUUCUGAUAUGAGAGGAGAUGGUGCAGCAGUGCCUCAGAUUUAA
Molecule: messenger RNA, 1872 nt
Organism: Australozyma saopauloensis
Lineage: Eukaryota; Fungi; Ascomycota; Pichiomycetes; Serinales; Metschnikowiaceae
Gene: ECM38
Product: Ecm38p
Exons: 1
Coding region: 1-1872 (623 amino acids)
Source: RefSeq, a predicted model, not a curated record